AUGAGCGACAUCAAGCUGGCCUUGCUGGGCAGCGACGGAACGGGGAAGUCGGCUGUUUUAGUGAGGUUCCUGACGAAGCGGUUCAUCGGAGAGUACGCCUCCAACACGAAUUCCUUAUACUGCAAAAGGUUCUCAAUAGACGGGAGGCAGCUGAACCUUGAGGUUUUUGAUCCGUGCUCUCAGAGCGCUGAGAGCCAAAGUGUCCCGGUGGAGCCACUGAGCUGGGCGGACGGCUUCAUCGUGGUCUACAACAUCAUCGACCGGACAUCCUUCCUUAACGCCAAGAACAUUCUGCAGCAAAUCAAAGAGAUCCGUGUGGAUGGCUGCAAGGGUCAUUUGGAUACAGUGGAGGUGCCCGUCGGCCUGGUGGGGAACAAGCAGGACCUGUGCCAUGCCCGACAGGUGAGCGAAGAGGAAGGCCGCACCCUGGCCCAAGAGCACAGGUGCCUCUUCCAGGAGGUGUCUGCAGCCGAGGACCAUCAGGAAAUCUCCGGCCUCUUCACCGAGCUCAUCCGCAGUGCAGCGGAGCGACUACGUCGUCCGACCGACCUGCGGCGCUACAGCGGCUCCAAGUCCAUGGCCAAGCUCAUCAACAACGUCUUUGGCAAGAGAAGGAAGUCUGUCUGA
Scleropages formosus (Asian bonytongue) is the source of this 627-nucleotide messenger RNA. RefSeq names its product ras-related and estrogen-regulated growth inhibitor-like protein. NCBI's taxonomy places the organism in Eukaryota, Metazoa, Chordata, Actinopteri, Osteoglossiformes, Osteoglossidae. The transcript has 6 exons. Bases 1 to 627 code for a protein of 208 amino acids. The record is from RefSeq and is a predicted model, not a curated record. Gene Ontology annotation, molecular function: GTP binding; GTPase activity.